Cucurbitaria berberidis CBS 394.84 is the source of this 1095-nucleotide messenger RNA. RefSeq lists its product as uncharacterized. NCBI's taxonomy places the organism in Eukaryota, Fungi, Ascomycota, Dothideomycetes, Pleosporales, Cucurbitariaceae. The record is from RefSeq and is a predicted model, not a curated record. The coding region runs from base 1 to 1095 and encodes 364 amino acids. The transcript has a single exon.
AUGGCUCCUCAGCAGGACGGGCUUAGGAAACACGGCAUUUCUUCACCCUGGCCACAAGUCGAUGAAGAAGAGUCGGACUUGCCACUCUCAAGCUCUGCUUUCACAGGUGUUGGAACGGAUUUUGCAAUGGAGACAUCUACACCACCUGGCUACAAUGCCUGGAAGACUUGGCACCUACCUUAUACGGACUAUCCUGGAUAUGCCUCCGCAGGCGGCUACCCGAGCUAUUCACGCGACGGACAUCCUGGCAGCUCAGCAACAUGGUCCACCCGUAGGACUCCAGACGCAGAAAUUCGGGAGACUUCGACAUCAUCAACAACGCCUACGUUGAUUUCGAGUAACAUAGAUCCUUCCCUUUCAGCUACCGCCACUGAUGAUCCGGGGAGUGGACGUCCGGGUUGGCCAUGGGCAAAGAAAGACACGGACAACAGCCCCAUGUACGCUGCUGCUGCUAUCGUACCCAUAUUGGUGCUUGCAAUCAUAGGGGGUGUCGCCUUCUACUGUCUCCGCAAGCGUAGGCGACAGAGGGAAAGAGCUACUGUUACGCGGAUGACAGCUCAAGAGAUGAAAAUGCAGCCACGGGUUACAGCACACGCCUACAACGCACCACCACUACCAACCGUGUCACCACAUUAUGCUGGCUCAGCCAGCCAACCGCCGCCUACAUCUGACCCUAGUGCACCCCCUCCCGUCAUCCUAGGACCUAUUUCAUCUGGUGCGAAUGGUGCCUAUCUUACCGGUAUCGACACUUCGGAUGUCAUCUCCGUGACCUCAAAUAACCUCAGACCGGCAGACCCAUUCGCAGACAACAGUAGUCUAGCAGAACCUCCACCACCAUAUCGGCCACGAAGCAUUGCUCCGCCAAGCUUCGUGUCUGCGUCGCGACAAAGCAGCUUUCGCACCGUAGAUGCUCCGCCUACGACAUCGCAGACCCACCUCAUUGAGCGCUCGCCUUUCGAAGACGCUCAAGACGACGAUGUUAUGUCUGAGCUAUCGGGUCCUACGCCAGGACGAGGCGACGACGACGCUAUUUCGGUCGUCUCCGACCUUUCGUACCAGCAGGAUCCUGUGGUAGGCAGGUCCUCUCUUGCGUAG